AUGAAAGCUGCUGUGUGGCUUCCCCGGCUACCGAAGAAACGAGAGUUGGAAGGGACACCCAAUGUGGCAGUCUUGGAUAACCAUGGGGUUUUGCGGCCAGUGGCCAACCCACAUUCAAAACCUGCUGCCCCCCCCAUUCCUCAUGAGCCAUCUGAAGAUCGUGGCUUAUCGUCUGAGGAGAAUACGUUGAUUGACGUGUCGGACGACGACAGCGAAGAUGAUGAUCUUGCUACAACAAGUGCGCUGCGCCACAAGCUGGAAGAUAUGAUGAUGCAGCUGGAAGAGUCCUUGGAUGAUGUCGACGUUGCUACAGUUCUCUACCAGCAGGAUUUGCCUCUCCAAGCAGCCAGUGCAGGUGACAGUGCAACCUAUGUGACUGAGUCUUUGCCAUUCGGUACUGACCAACUCGAGACCCAACUUGUGAUGCCUUCCGAAGAAUUCAUCAACACACAUGAGAUGAAAAGCAUGCUUGCCAGAGAAGAUCUAGCUGAAGUCCCCCAGCAGGAAGCGCUUUCAGUUGAAACAUCGGGUGAAAUGGUAGAAGCUGGCCACUGCAAAGAGGUCGCUCCUGAGGAAAAUGGACAACACCCUGAUGUCCCAAGCCAUCCAACGGUGACCCGACGUGCCCAGUUUACCGUGAAGCAGAAGAUCAAGGAGGAACGUGCUGAACCGGAGGAACAUGAUUCCACAGCAGUGGAAAGCAACAAGAGAAGCAAGACGGCCACAGUGGCCAAAAGCAAGAAGGCCACCCCGGCCAAAAGUGAAUCCAAUCGAAAGACGCAGGCCAAGACAAGCAAGCGCCAGGCAGCUGCCCAACAGCCAAUGCCCGAAAAGAAAAGCAAGCACCCCAAGCUGGCCCCUGCAACGCCGGCCCCCAUUGACGCUGAUCUCAAAAACAACUUGGUGGGUGUGUUGCAACAGUGUGGUGGACAUGCCAACUGCACUUAUGAAUGCCAUGAGUUCACCAUGCCUGCAAUCGAGGCUGUGAGUUGGAGUGUUUACUGGAAAACCAAUGGUGUUGGGGUGCUGCUGAACCCAGAAUACAUAGAAGGGUAUGAGCGUGCAGCUGGUCAGACAAAGCCUGUGAAAAAGAAAGAUUGGAAGCACACCACUCACUUUGGUGCUGGAUACUGUACUCAGUGCAAUUUGAUCUUGGCGAACAAGUGGGUUGAAAAGCUUUGGGACAACGCCACCGAAGAAUGGUAUCUGAGACCCAAGCAUGAGACCAUGCAGCAGUACGACAAGCUCCUGAAAGCCACGUUGUCGGCAGCUUUGAGCGAAGUGGCUUCUUUGGGAGAUGAGUGAAUCAGCUGAGCUGUCAACAGGGCAUAUCUUUACGCAUAGAAUCUCCAGCAAACCGAGC
Messenger RNA from Cladocopium goreaui, 1363 nucleotides. NCBI's taxonomy places the organism in Eukaryota, Dinophyceae, Suessiales, Symbiodiniaceae. The record is from the annotation of a GenBank genome assembly.